Aspergillus terreus NIH2624 is the source of this 2847-nucleotide messenger RNA. Its product is annotated as MDM20/NAA25 family protein. Bases 1 to 2847 code for a protein of 948 amino acids. The transcript has 8 exons. Gene Ontology annotation, biological process: N-terminal peptidyl-methionine acetylation. Gene Ontology annotation, cellular component: cytoplasm; NatB complex. The record is from RefSeq and is a predicted model, not a curated record. Gene Ontology annotation, molecular function: protein-N-terminal amino-acid acetyltransferase activity. NCBI's taxonomy places the organism in Eukaryota, Fungi, Ascomycota, Eurotiomycetes, Eurotiales, Aspergillaceae.
AUGUCCACCAAUGACGCCGUGUUCUAUCGGCGGAACAAGCAGAUUCAAGAUGCCAUUGACGGGCAGAAUCUUAAGCAGGCGCUGCAGCUGAUUGAUAAACGCAUCAAGAAAGGAGAGAACACGAGGUUUCUGAAAGCAUGGAAAGCUCAUAUCCUCUUCCGCCAUGCCGACGACACCCAUCGCCAGCGUGGAAUCGCUGAGACGCUCGAAUUGUGCAACGCCGAGCCUCCCACGACAGAUCUCGACACCCUCGACAUCCUUUACCAGACUCUACAGAAAAUGGGAGGCCAAGAGGAAACAAUGCGGAACAUCUGGGAGAAGGCUGCCAAGGCCAAGUCGCAGGACCUGGAUCUUCAGCUGAGAUGGUUCACAUAUGCGUUCGAAGGAGACGAUUGGAAGUCGGCGCAGAAGGCGGCGAUGACCCUGCAGAACAAUUUCCCUAAGCAACGGAAGUACCAUCUCUGGGCGAUCUUCCUCAGCUACCUCGUUGCGGCCGACGAAACCGCCUCGGAAAUGGACCGUAAACUCUUUGGAACAUUGGCUUAUCGCAUGGUCUCGAAAGCGGCCGAAAACGUGCCUUCUGAUCCGAAAGAGUUGCUGAGCCCUCCCAGAGCUAUUCAAUCCUCCGAGGAGCUGUUGCUGCUUGUUAAGAUAUUUGAGUCGCAAGGCCGUCAUGCCGAAGUUGUCAAGAUCCUCGACAGCGAGAACCUGGGCAUCACGUCGCGGCUCAUUCAAAAUGACUGGACGUUUGUUGGAGUGAAACUUGCCAACCUGGAAAAGGCACAGAUGUGGACUGAAGGACUGUCUUAUACGAAGACAUUACUUGCGAUUCCCACCAAUGAUGCCGAAAGGAAGGAUCUCCAGGAGCGGGAUGACUGGGCUGUCUGGAGUCUACUUGUCAAUGCUACUCGAAACUUGAAUACCCCGGAGACGACUUCGGAGGUUCAAAAAUUCGUUGCUGAUUUCAUCCAGUCGGAGCCGAAAUCUCGGAAUGCUCAAUUGGCUCGCUUGGACCUCCUUCACUGGCGUUUCGAAUCAGGAACUGUGGAGGAAGAGGAGCUGGUGUCUGCCUGCCAGGAAUAUUUCGACCUCAACCAGAACAAACUUUAUUGCUUCGGUGAUCUACUGAGAUACCUGGCCAAGUUAGACAAGGCUUCGGUCUCUAAGUUUAUCGAGUAUGCGUCGAAGAGCCAAGACGAAAAAGAGAGAAAGAGCGAAAAGAGCGACCCUCACAAGGGCGUUUCGACGAUCAACGCGCUAAAGCUUGAAUACUGUUUACUCCUGUCGGGUGACGAAAGCAACGCCUCCAAGUCGAAGGUAGAGGACUUCGUCUCUCGUUGUCUACAGAUCUACCGUGAGACUGGCCGUCCUGAGAAGAGCGAAGCACCAUCUACAAUCGAAAGCCAGCCUAGCGACGACCUGUGCUUGCUUGCAGCAAUGGCCCUCAUGCGGUUUAGUGGAACCUGGGUCGUCGGUCGCCAGGGCGAUAUCCCGGACUCCAGUCUUAUCCGCGCAGCAGCUAUACUGGAGCGCCUGCUAGUCGACUCUCCUCACAAUUACCAGGCAUUACUGCUCCUUGUAAGGAUCUAUCUCCGCCUGGGAGCAGGCUCUCUAGCCCUGAAAACCUUCAGCAAGCUAUCAGUGAAACAAAUGCAGUAUGAGACUGUGGCUCACAACCUCUUCACACGUCUCGCAACCAUCCAUCCUCACUCUGCACCACCAGUCGAUUUUGCCGAAUACAAAGACUUUAACCCCCAGUCUGCCUUUGUACAGGCUCUCAGUUUCUACCAGAGCGCGGACAUCAGGACCGUCAGGCACCGAUCAAGCGGCUUGGACCUUGGUAGCUACGUGAACAUUGAAGGCACUAUUGAGCUCCAGAGACGUCUGAGUCAAAGCAUUUGCCGCAGAAUGUGGGCCUUGGAUGUGAAGCGGAUACACAGACUGGCCGGCGGAGACCCGAUGGGCCGCUAUGAUUCCAUCGCUGAAGACACGUCUCCUCUGGCUGACCAACGUGCGUUUGACGCAUUCAUGAAUUGUGAAGCUCCCGGGCAGCCGACUUUCGAGGAGCUGAUGCGCUUAGGACCUCUUCCUCGGGAACAAUGGGUGAAGUCAGCCAGAAUCACCGACCGAUUGUUUGGCGUUCUGAAGGGCUUGUCUCUACAGAAGCCAGUGCCUUCCGAUUUAGAGUUGCCGCGCCUGGAGGAUAUUAUAGAUUCUGAUGCAGCCUCUGAGAUGACGGCUUCAGAAAUUGAAAGCGUCAAGGUCAACCUCAACCUCUUGAAAGUGGUCUGCUAUCUGGGUGGGUCCAAGUCGGUUUCCUCGCACCAGGCCGAGGACUGCCUUGCCGAGGUGCAGGAUUGGCUUGAGUCCAAAACAAAGGAAGUCGCCAUGGAUGAUGCAAAGAUCUCGUCUCUCGCUUCGCAGACGGGUAUUUUCUUGCGGCCCGACGCGCCCAUUGCGCCAACCUGGAAAACCUUCCAUGCUCUCUACGUUGCGCUCGAAUCACUCAAGGCGGUGGCGUCGAUAUCAUCCAUCGCCUUGAAGAAGGGCUCCAAAUCCGCCAAGCUGCCCAAGGAGCGCGUGGAACGACUGGUCAACUCUGCGAACCAGCUCACGGAAAGCAUCCGCGCGAACAGCCGGGUAUUCAAGUCCCGCCUGUCAGAAUCCGGAGUUCUUGGAGCCCUGGUAGACCUGGUGGUGGCCGGUGUGGGCCACGGAGAAGAUGGCCCACAGUUGCGGGCAGAGUUGGACAAGAUCUUUGACAUGUCAGCGCUGGAGAUGUUCUGCGGCGAGUUGAUGGAAAGCUGGGAAGAGGCGCUUGGAGGCGUGUUGGGGGUUCGUCUGUGA